Messenger RNA from Phlebotomus argentipes, 1609 nucleotides. RefSeq names its product probable cGMP 3',5'-cyclic phosphodiesterase subunit delta (gene PrBP). The transcript has 3 exons. Gene Ontology annotation, biological process: sensory perception of light stimulus. Gene Ontology annotation, cellular component: cytoplasm. The record is from RefSeq and is a predicted model, not a curated record. The coding region runs from base 348 to 887 and encodes 179 amino acids. NCBI's taxonomy places the organism in Eukaryota, Metazoa, Arthropoda, Insecta, Diptera, Psychodidae.
GCUGACCCGCAGAACUGUUUAUAUGUCCACCUCCGGGACACCACAGAUUUAUUAGUCCCUCAAACGUGGCUCUCCGUUUCCGCCCCCUCGGAGAUUUUUAGUACUGAAACUCUCUUUUUUUUGUCACUUUCGCAUUGGCCGAUGGAUGACGGACUGCGAAAGCACCCUGUGUUUGCUUUUAAGGCAUUUUUCAAUCCUUUCUGUGCUUGUGCUGUGCAAUAUAUGUGCUUGCAAGUGUUAAUAGUAUUUUUCCCUGACUGUUCAUUCCAUAGGUUUUGUCAGUGUAUAUCAACGGAAGAAAUUCAAAAGUGUUUGACACUUCAACUUUUGGCAGUAACUUCAGGGCGAUGCUUUCCUCCACACUCGAGUCCACAGCAAUUCCCGCUGAUCCCAUGGAAAAUUCUGAGCAGGAAAUCACGGAUCAGGUGGCGGAGCUCACGCAGGAGAUCGACAGGGGCCUGAAGAUCCUCGAGGGUUUCCAAAUAAACUGGAUGAUUGUGCGCGAUGCCGACACCGGGAACGUCAUCUGGCAGGACAACAAGGACUUCUCGUGUCCGGACGUGGAGCACGAGGCGCGUGUGCCUGUGAAGAUCCUUGAUUUGCGGGCGAUCUCGCGUGAGAUCAACUUCAGCACCGUGGAGGCGAUGGAAAACUUCCGUCUGGACCAAAAAGUGCUCUUCAAGGGGCGCAUCAUGGAGGAGUGGUUCUUCGAGAUGGGCUGGGUGAGCCCCAACAGCACCAACACGUGGCAAUCGACCAUCGAGGCGGCACCGGAGAGCCAAAUGAUGCCCGCCAAGGUGCUCAAUGGCAACGUGACCAUCGAGACGAGUUUCUACAACGGCGAUCUGCUUAUCACGAAGUCUGUGGUGCGUCUGUACUACGUCUAGUCCGGCUGAGGCUCACCGAGUGUCCUUAACUUUGAUGUGUUUGUGUGCUGCACGGAGCAGCGAAGCUGCCUUGUGAUGUAACAAUUCACCCUCACGGAUCAGUUGCAUUUCCUGCCUUCAAUUCCCAACGACGCGGACAAAUUCCUCCAGAAAUACAACGACUGGCCGAGGCUGCGAAGAGGAAUGUGAAGAAGAAGCGCAUGGCGAAAUACACGAAGCAAUUAACUUAAAAGCACUUAAAAUGUUUCUUUUGUAAUCUUCAUACAAGAGAAUAAGGACAUUGAGCAAUUUUUCUGACGGCACAAAUCUUAAAUUUACAUUUGUAUGUGUAACUUGAGUUAAGGAAUGCGCGUUGAACUCUUCUUUGAUUUGUCCUUUUCCUUUCCUGUGCAAAUUUCAACGAUGAAGUCUCUUUAGUUGAAGUUUCUCGAGUAGAUUUUCCGUUGUCAUCUUGGGGUUGUUAUAAUAUAAAGAGUGUUUUGUUUAAAUUACUUUUAUUUUGCCUCUGAACUUUACAUCAAUAUGUAGACUUCUUUAGUUUACUUGUUGGGAUCUGGAUUUUGGGGACAGGAUCGAAAAUGUGUUUGUCUUCCUUUUUUUGCGAAAGAAUCGCGAGCAGAUAAUCUCUGCUGCACAUUUUACAAUUUUUUUCCUUAAUACUUUUGAGAAUCUGCUCACAAAAUCCUGACUUUUUUUUAAUCUUUUUUAGUUAAUGAUUAAAU